This is a messenger RNA of Ciona intestinalis (vase tunicate), 2263 nucleotides long. NCBI's taxonomy places the organism in Eukaryota, Metazoa, Chordata, Ascidiacea, Phlebobranchia, Cionidae. The record is from RefSeq and is a predicted model, not a curated record.
AGGGUCGAUUUUUGCCUGAUUAGUUAUGUUAUUAUAGUUAAAACAAUAAAAUAUGUUGUACCAACCGGAGGAUGAUCAAAACACAGGACCUUCAGUUGACUCUGUUGACCCAGAGGAGAGAAUUAAAGCAAGAAGAGAGAGGAUCAAGAAGAGAAUUGAACAAGUGAAACGUGAAGCCCUGGGUGAAGAUGCAGUGGUUGAAAAGGAAGUCAGCUCAGAUAUUGGGAAAGGGAAAGAACAAGUUGAACUCAGCAGGACCAGGCUCGAAAAACUAAGAAAUGAUGGACUUGAGUUGGUCACGAAUGUUGCUAUGGCUGGAGAUGCGAGGGAAAUGCAACACAGGAUUCAGGAGGCAGAGUUUAAGCAUACAAGGGUGGAAAAGCUUGAAGCUGAGGCUAAAACCUCAUCAGAGAAAUUUGAUGACAUCAGUCGUCGAUGGUCUGCCACCCAGAUGAAAGAAAUACCUCACGAUCUCCAUGAGAUGCUAGUGGAACAAACACAAGCUUGUGAUACAGUUAUUGACGAGAAGAAUAAUUUGAUAAACCAGCUACAAAUGGAGUUAUAACAGAAAGAUGAUGAAUACGUUAAAGAUUUGAAGAAACAAUCAGAGGAUGUUGAUCUUAUGAUUGAACGAAUGGAAGAACAAGUUAAAAACCUCACCAAGUCUUAUAGAGAUGAACUUAUACAGAUUGAGAACUCCUUCAUGGAAGAGAGAGGAAUGGUUUUAAAAAACAAUCGAAGCAAAUGGGAUGGAACGAUGACACAGAGGAGAGAAAGAGAAGAAGAAUAUUUAAAGAUGAGGUUUAAGAGAGUGGAAGAUCAUGAAGCGCAACUUGACUCGCUUAGAACCCAUGACACCGAGGAAUAUAAUAUGGUCAAGAUUAAGCUAGAAACUGAUGUGCAGAUUCUGGAGCAGCAGUUGCAGCAAAUGAAAGCAACUUAUCAACUUAACCAAGAAAAACUUGAAUAUAAUUUCCAAGUCUUGAAGAAACGUGAUGAAGAAAAUACAAUUACAAAAUCGCAACAAAAACGGAAAAUUACAAGGUUGCAAGACACAUUGAACAGUUUCCGACUGAAGCUUGCUAAGCAGGAGAAACAUUAUAAAGAAGAAAACCAAAGUUUGGUUGAUGAAUAUAAAAGGAUUGCUGACCAAUAUAAAGAACUGCACAAAAAAAUGAAACAUUUUUCUGCCACUGACUGGAAGAAGUUUGAAAGCAUUUGGAAAAUGAAUGAAGAAGAAGUAAAAGAUCUUGUGAAGCAAGUAUUGAAAGCAGACCAAACUAUUCAUGAACAACAACUUGGACUACAGUGGCAUCAACCUAAUGUUUCCUUACAGUUAACUGGCCCAUUGGAAACACAAGAGCAAGACCCGAGACCAAGCGCUCAUUCUUAUGCAAAGGAAAUUGUAACAGCAGCUGCUAACCUUGGUUCAGAUGCUGAUGAGAGUAAAGUAAAAAUAACACCAGAGAGUAAUUUAUCCCUCGGAUUGGUGAAGCAGCUCCUGGAGGUUCUUUGUGAUGAGGGAGGAUUCCUGAUGGAGGAAAAGCUCAACAAACUCCUUCAGCCUCUGCAGAGUGAAGAGCGAUCACUGAUAAGACUGGAUGCAAUAUUUAAAGCAUUAAACAUUGAAACAGAGGAUGAUGUGAACAAAUUGUCAAACUAUUUCCAUGAACGUUUCGCACCAUUAAGCAGCAACAAUGAUACAAUGGGCGUUGCAUCUGUUCAUCCAAACCAAGUUCUUCAAGUUUUGAAAGAUUUUGUUGAGGAACAUAUCAAGCCUGUUAAAGAGAGACAGAAGUCGAUUAUGAAAAACAAUAAUUGCACGAUGAGUGAUCGAGAUUCUUCUAAUGACGCCGCUUACUGGGAGUCUCUGGCUUCUAUCAUUGAUGAUCGGAAACUUGAGAUGUGGGAUGCGUUGGUGGAGGCUUUCACUAAAUAUCACUCUGUCCUUACUGAGCGAUCAACCAAGAUACAAGAAACUGAUGGAUUAAGACAACAGAAUGCUGAACUUCGUAUGUUGCUACAUAGAUACAUAUCAUCAAAGGUGAACCAAGAACUGGAAAUCCCACCCACCAGAGUCCUUCAACUAGAAUACAGUUAGAUUUUGAAACACUUUAUUUUCCGCACCGUUUUGUGUUUUUCUUUGAUAAAUGUUUGAAACAUCUCAUACAGUUUAUACUGAAUAUGGGAUGCACAAAAAAUGCUCCUUUACGCACUUUGUGAGUGAAUACAUUUUUACUGCAUAUAAACAAAACAUAAUUUA